AUUUAGAGAUAAUAUAUCUAUCAAUCAUGGCACAUAUUGGGUUAUCAAAGUUGGUCAAACAAGUGGAGAUCAAAUCCCAUGGAGAUGUGUUUCAUGAAAUAUUUAGGUUUAAGCUUCACCAACUCUCCAACAUAACGCCUACUAAAAUCCAAAAUGUGGACCUUCACGAGGGUGAUUGGGGAUCGGUUGGUUCUGUCUUAGUCGGAAAUUACACUCAAGAUGGGAAGGAGAAGGUGAUAAAGCAGAGAAUAGAAGCAAUAGAUGAAGAGAAGAAAUUAGUGAGCUUUAAGAUCAUUGAAGGUGACCUAAUGGAGUUGUAUAAGACAUGCAUCUUCACUGUCCACGUGGAGACCCAUGGAGAGAACAACUUGGUGACGUGGACAGCAGAAUAUGAAAAAUUGAAUGAGGAUGUAGAGGAUCCCACCUCCAUGUUGGACUUAUGUAUUGCCGUGACAAAGGAUAUUGAUACUCAUCAUCUCAAUAAUUAAGUAAUUAGCCAUCCAAAAGCUUAUAAUAAUUUAA
This is a messenger RNA of Impatiens glandulifera, 522 nucleotides long. RefSeq names its product kirola-like. The coding region runs from base 27 to 488 and encodes 153 amino acids. Lineage: Eukaryota; Viridiplantae; Streptophyta; Magnoliopsida; Ericales; Balsaminaceae. The record is from RefSeq and is a predicted model, not a curated record. The transcript is spliced from 2 exons. Gene Ontology annotation, biological process: defense response.